UUAAAAAUAAAUAAUAAAUGCUUUCUGGGAAUUAUUUGUUCAAACUAUGUAUAAAAUUAUUUAAACUUAAUGUUAAAUUCAGAAAAUUUGUUUUUUUUGCUCAAUUUACAUUUUAAAACAACGUAUUCAUGUAAAAAUUAGUUUCCAUUUGAUACAACGUUGGACUUUGUGUGUGUAUUAAAAAUCGGGUAUAUACAAUAUUUCAUUGAAUUUAACUAAUAAAUAAGUAUUGAACAUUUUUAAUGUAAAUAUUGCUAAGAGGUACUGAAUUUGCGAAUAUAAAACAUUUUUAAAUAUUAAAUUGGUAAUGAGGUAGGUACAAACUUAUGCCACACAAACGUACAAUGCGCGGAAUAUUUUCGUAUCGCCCUUCUAUUUGCUUCUCAAAAAGUUGAGGUCGGUGGUACACACACAGCCGCGUGUGUUAAAUUUUCAUGAGAAACUGUAUAUUUCGAGUGUAAAAGUAAAGUGUAGUGAAAAAUGUCUGAUUCAGCCGUUGCCACGUCCGCAUCUCCUGUGGCAGCUGCACCAGCUUCAGCCGAGAAGAAGAUAGCUUCCAAGAAAACGGCAGGAGCAGCAAAGGUUAAGGCAAAAAAGACAACUGCGCCGCCAUCACAUCCGCCAACUCAGCAAAUGGUCGACGCUUCGAUUAAGAGCUUAAAGGAACGGGGAGGCUCAUCACUGCUGACAAUUAAAAAAUACAUCGGUGCUACAUAUAAGUGCGAUGCCCAGAAACUGUCGCCAUGCAUCAAAAAGUAUUUGAAAACAGCAGUGGCAAGCGGUAAAUUGAUACAAACAAAAGGCAAGGGCGCAUCUGGCUUAUUCAAACUAUCCGUAUCUGCCAAAAAGGUCGCCAAGCCAAAGACCGAAUCUGUAGAAAAGAAAGCUGCUGAUAAGAAGCCAAAGACAGUAAAAGUGGCAAAGGCUAAGGAUGCCAAAAAGACAGGAACCGUUAAGGCGAAGCCAACCACAGCAAAGGCGAAAUCAAGCGAGACCAAGCCAACUGCAAGUACUAAGCCUAAAAAGACGGAACCGACGACACCUAAAAAGACAGUUGCUAAGAAGUCAAAGGGCGUUGCUGCCAAGAAGUAAACUCAAAUGCAUACUCACACGAGCAUGCGCAAAUUUUAAAGCAUUGAAAUUUUAUUUUAUACAAAGCCCUUAUCA
Messenger RNA from Drosophila busckii, 1167 nucleotides. RefSeq names its product histone H1.2-like. Gene Ontology annotation, biological process: chromosome condensation; nucleosome assembly; negative regulation of DNA recombination. The record is from RefSeq and is a predicted model, not a curated record. Gene Ontology annotation, molecular function: double-stranded DNA binding; structural constituent of chromatin; nucleosomal DNA binding. Gene Ontology annotation, cellular component: nucleosome; nucleus. NCBI's taxonomy places the organism in Eukaryota, Metazoa, Arthropoda, Insecta, Diptera, Drosophilidae. Bases 481 to 1092 code for a protein of 203 amino acids. The transcript has a single exon.